AGUUCUCCUUUUCAAUGAAGUGACUCGCAAGCUUUUCGCGAAUCUGUUCAGAAGAAUCGGCUCAAAAGAACAAUUCGUUCGCUAGUUUUCCUCCCUUUUCACAGUCAGUCUCUCCAUCCCUGAUCCUGAUCUUCUCCGCUCAUCCACCGUUCAUCAAGGGGGCAGAAUGGGAGCAAAACUCAGUCGGAAGAAGAGUGAAAAUGGAAAAGGAGCAGAGGCAACAGGUCUGGAGACUGCAGAGCAGAAACCCUCUGAAGCUUCAGUCCCAGAAAGUGCUUCAGAAGAGAGCAGGCCUUCAGAAGAGGCACCAAACGAAGACCAGAACCUCAGUGAGCCUGCCUCUUCAACCAGUUUUCUGGAGAGCAUUACACAAGCCGUAGACGAAAUGGUCAGUGCGGUCACUGAUCAGAUUGCUACACCAGUGGAAGACGUUGUAAGUAAGGGCAUUGAAGCAGUGGAGUCCGCAUUGGCUGCUGCAAGCCUGAAUGUCAAGGAACCUGCAGCUCCAAUACAAGAACCUGAGAACAUUCAAGAGUCUGAACCACUGGUGGCUCCGUCCCUCUUGAAUGACCUGCUGAAAUCUCAACCGAGCUCAGAAGCCCUCACUGAUGAGCUUGACUCUGGGGUGACAGUGGAGACUGAAGCCAUAACCAGUCUGGCGUUGGAAGACAAAAUGACUAAUCCUGCACAAACUGAGAACAAGGAUUUGUUGGAAUGUUUGGAUAAUGUGGCGACACCUUCAGUGGACCUGCUAGACUGUAAAGUGACCCAUGAUUUCACAACCAUAAACUCAGAGCCCUCAGUUUCCUUAGAUGACAUGGGACAGGGCCCAUGCACAGCAGUUGACACGGUCAACCUUGUAUAAACCACUACACUCACACCUCCAGAAAACAGCAACAUUUAGAAGCUCAAUAGUACACAACAGUUGGGUUCCAGAAGUAAAAAUACCAUUAAUUUUUUUCCAUAGACGAACUGAUUAUUAACAAUGACUUCUAAACCUUUAAAGACAGAACUUCUGUGAGUUUUGAGGUUGUUAAUUGAUGGUAUAUGCUUCUGAUAUAGCCAUUAGUCAGAUCCAUUUUUUAAAGUGUUAUACAAGGCAAAACAUACGCGGCAAAGCACGCAUUGAAUAUAUCUGAAUAUUUUGCAGUAUAUUGAUUCUAUACUUGUAAUCAACAACUUUAAAUCAAUAUUUUUACAUCGUUCUAUUUAUUUGUAUUUGAUUACGUCAUUCGCAAUGCUUCAUGGGAUUAUCAAGUACAUAAUCUUGAACUUUUGUCAUUGUAUCCGAUCCAAUCGUUUUUGCUUCAAAUCAAAGUUUGUGAUUCUUGUGAUUCACUUCGGAGCUGACUGGUUUACAGCUCUUUUAGGAAAUCCCUAUGAAAAAAAUGAAUUGGAAAAAUACUUCUGGAACCAUGACGGCUGAAAAAGUGGACAGACACUGUUGCACUCUAUUGGUGCAAGUAUGUCAGACCAAUAUAAAUAUCAAGAUAAUAAUGAAACAAUAAACUGUUUACUAUUUUGUUUUCUUUAAAGCAUGUUUUUAGGAUUAUAGGCAUGAAAAAGUUCAGUUACUCAAGAAUGAAAAUAAGCCACCAGCCACUUCAGAUGCCUUAUACGCAUUAGCAAACCAGCUCUCUUUUACAUUGUUUGUUCUAUAUUCUUUCAAGUUCUUGGUGAUGUUUUUAUGAAGCAUUCGGUCUCCCAUAGGAGGAGAUGGUACAGAAUGUACAUUAUAUGGUGAUGAUUGUAGUAAAGGAAAAUAAAGAUGGUUAAACAGUCA
Molecule: messenger RNA, 1783 nt
Organism: Myxocyprinus asiaticus (Chinese sucker)
Lineage: Eukaryota; Metazoa; Chordata; Actinopteri; Cypriniformes; Catostomidae
Exons: 2
Coding region: 167-865 (232 amino acids)
Source: RefSeq, a predicted model, not a curated record